CAUGAAGAUAAGCCCGUCUGACGGGGCACAGAUUCUAUAAAAAGACCAGCUGUGAACAUCACCCUCACCGUGCCUAAUCCUCUCAUCUAGAGCUUCUCAGCAGCAGACGAGAUGCAUCGUUCUAUCGUUGUUAUCACGACGCUCGCGCUCCUGGCCGGUGCUGUCUCGGCAUGGCUUCCCAAGGAGCACGACUUGGCUGCUUUCAAGGGCAUCAACAAGAUCAGGGGCGUUAAUUUCGGCGGUUGGCUCAUCUGCGAGCCAUGGAUGAUGAGCGACGAGUGGAACAACGUCAUGGGCUGCAACGGGGCUGCCUCCGAGUUCGACUGCAUGCUAAACAAUUACAUGGGAAGCAAUCGAGCUGCCGGCAACGACAAGUUCGAGACUCACUGGAGGACUUGGAUCAAUGCCGACAGCGUCGAGUCAGUCCACUACGUUGGCCUGAACACGAUUCGCAUUCCCAUCGGGUACUGGUCCUACGUGGACAUUGUCGACAAGGCCAGUGAGCCCUUUGCCGACGGCAACAGGAUGCUCCCAUACCUGGAUGCCGUUGUUCAAAAGGCUGCUGACCUUGGCAUCUAUGUCAUCAUCGAUCUGCAUGGGGCUCCCGGCGGGCAGCAACAAGACGCCUUUACCGGCCAGAACAACAAGCCAGCCGGUUUCUUCAACGACUACAAUUUUGACCGCGCCAACAGGUGGAUAUCCUGGAUGACGAGGCGCAUCCACACAAACCCUGCCUACGCCACCGUCGGCAUGAUUGAGGUUCUCAACGAACCCGUCUCCGGACACGACCCGGCCGGACGGUACCCUGCCCCGGGUCAGGUUCCGGGGCUGGUCCAGAAGUACUACCCGGGCGCUCUCAAGGCGGUCCGAGAUGCCGAAGCGUCUCUCGGAGUGGCUGACGGCAACAAACUCCAUGUGCAGUUCAUGUCCCAGAAAUGGGACUCAGGCAACGCGCGCGACAACUCUGCCGUGGCCAACGACCAACGCACUGCGUUCGAUGACCACAACUACAUUGGCUUCGCCUUGAAAGACGGGGGCAACCGGGACAGCCUCAUGAGGAGUGCCUGCAAUGACCAUCGCACCGUGAACGGGCAGGCAUUCACCAUUACCGGCGAGUGGAGCAUGACAUCCAGCGUGAGCCCGGAUGACAAAGACUUCUUCAGGAAGUUCUUCACGGCCCAACAACAGCUCUACGAGGAGCCUGGGAUGAGUGGCUGGAUCUACUGGACGUGGAAAACACAGUUGAAUGAUCCUCGAUGGACCUACUCUCAUGCCACGUACCUCAAUCUGAUCCCCACAGAUGCCGCUGCCUUGGAAAGGAAUGUGUAUCAAGAUAUCUGUUACCCUUAUAGAUAGAGACACAUACUACUUUUUAGAUGAGGUCUAUUCAUACCUCUUAUAUUUUACUAAUGUGCCGUCAGUUUUCCCCUUAAGCAUCAAAUUUCAUAAUUUGGGAUUUUAAUUUCGAUGAGGAAAUUGGAAAUUGUUCCUGUAAAUUCUUAUCAGAUUUCCGUGUUCCAAAAUUCCAGAAUAUAGCCAGCCAAAUGUUAAAGCA
Messenger RNA from Lolium rigidum, 1555 nucleotides. RefSeq names its product probable glucan endo-1,6-beta-glucosidase B. Gene Ontology annotation, molecular function: beta-glucosidase activity. Gene Ontology annotation, biological process: glucan catabolic process. The transcript has 2 exons. Bases 112 to 1356 code for a protein of 414 amino acids. Gene Ontology annotation, cellular component: cell surface; extracellular region. The record is from RefSeq and is a predicted model, not a curated record. NCBI's taxonomy places the organism in Eukaryota, Viridiplantae, Streptophyta, Magnoliopsida, Poales, Poaceae.